GUCGCCUUCGAAGUUUCUGUCGUCUCCAAAGACUUUCAGACACAUCGCAUGGCAGUGUAUUGGAGACAGGCUCUCAGCCGGUGUCUAGGCUGGGAAUGCCAGAAGCAUGUGAGUGUCCUAUCUCAUCACUGACAGCAUGUGAGGCAUUCGGGGACAAGGCUUUGAAUUCCCACUGAAGUGUUCUUCUCCAAAGGAGGUUCUUGCAUCAGAUCAAUUGCAAUAGCCGUCCUAUCAAAUCAUCACCGGUUACUGUUCUCCUCUGCACUUGGUUAUCUACAUCACUGUGCGCUCGAUAUUGGACAGCUAUGGCGCCAGAUGAUCGUGACAGUUCGGAGCCCCUCGGUUUCAGAGAAAAAGAGAUGUCUGCUUCUCCACCUCCAGGACCGCCUCCAAUGCCGGCGGGUCCCCCCAUUCCUGAGCUAGCUGGCGGAUAUAUCGUCAGUUUUGGGAUCGCCUUCCUGGUUUAUGGUGUCACUGUAGCUCAAGCAUACACCUACCUGCACAGUUGUGACCGAGAUCCAAGGUGGAUGAAGUGGUUGGCUGGCAUUGUCUUCUUUUUGGAGACCAUCCAAUCUGGCUUUCUUUUCCGGGAACUUUACUUCUAUACGGUCCUCACGAUCGGAAAUCCUCAGAAUUUGAUUCGCAUUGAUUGGAGUGUCCCAGUGGUGCUGAUCUCGGACAGUUUCAUUGGAUUUGCAGUGGAGAUUUUCUACAUACAUCGGGUGUGGGCCUUCAGCAAGAAUCUCGUUCUUACGAUCGGAACGGUGUUGCUUCUCCUAGGCUGGAAGGCCGGUCUCCUCUAUGUUUGCGCCGGGACCAUAAGAUUCCCUCUGUGGACUGCCUUCGGGGAGGGUUCCGUUACCAAGAGAGUUAUUAUUUUUACGCUGGCAUGCGUUGUCGCAAUGGAUGGCACCAUCGCCACCUCUAUGGUCUAUUAUCUGAGUCGUAAUCGAUCAUCGAUCAAGAGGACCCGCGAUAUCGUUGUCUGGCUCAUUGCUUACACUGUGAACACCGGUGUCAUCCUUGUUACGAUGUCUACUUGUGCUUUGAUUACGUACCUUGCGCAACCUACAAGUUUGCUAUUCCAUGGGUUCAUUAUCAUCGUCUUCAAACUCUAUGCAAGCUCUCUAUUCGGCGCGUUGAAUACGAAGCACAUGCUUCGAAGCAAGAUGAACCAAGCCGUGGUCAUCGGUACAAACGAGUACAGCGGUUCCACAGCUUUAUCUACCUUCAGAGCCCGCCCUGUUCACAUCGAGAUCACUCAAGAAAUGUCUAAAGACACGAACGCUACGCUACAGAAUGAUAGUUUGCAUUCUAAGCAUGGCCAACAAUCGUCUAUGCCGGCCCUUGAUGACAGUAAAGUUGGUGUUUAGUGGUACGUUGAAUGGCUUCACGUUAGGCGUGUUUUUAUACCUAUUUGUACUCUGACUAUUUAUGUUGCCGGGACGCACGGACACGAUUUUGUAUUACAUGCGUGAGUGUCAUGAGAUUUAUUCAUCUCAGAAGAGU
Somion occarium is the source of this 1509-nucleotide messenger RNA. Lineage: Eukaryota; Fungi; Basidiomycota; Agaricomycetes; Polyporales; Cerrenaceae. The record is from the annotation of a GenBank genome assembly.